This is a messenger RNA of Lampris incognitus (smalleye Pacific opah), 1290 nucleotides long. RefSeq names its product transmembrane protein 60 (gene tmem60). The transcript is spliced from 2 exons. Lineage: Eukaryota; Metazoa; Chordata; Actinopteri; Lampriformes; Lampridae. The record is from RefSeq and is a predicted model, not a curated record. The coding region runs from base 181 to 585 and encodes 134 amino acids.
CUGAAUUCGGCUGGUUCAACGCAGCUGUAGGUAAACCCGCAGCUAGUAGAAGGUGUUUGUCUGCGCGGCGCUGCUGCGGCGGGGACGCGUGGCUGUGCAGCGGAGCGGCGUGUUCUCUGACUGGCUGGGCUUCCUCAUGCUCCCCGGUGUGGCUGCUGGAUCUCCGCUCGUCCUCUCUAGAUGAAAAUGUCCCUGGCGCAGCGAGUACUCCUGUCCUGGAUCUUCGCUCUCAUCUUCCUCAUCAUGCUGGUCCUCAAGCUGGACUCCAAGAUCCACUGGAACUGGUUCCUCAUCUUUCUUCCAGUUUGGACUUUUGACGCCAUCCUCAUCCUUAUGCUGGUGGUAAAGAUGGCCGGUCGUUGUAAGCCUGGCUACGACCCGCGGGAUGGGCAGCAGAACCUGAAACGGAGGGUGUGGUACCUAGUGGCCAUGUUGCUGAAGCUGGGUUUUUGUUUAACGCUGUGUUCCCGGUUGGAGAGGCUUACAGACGUGUGGCUGAGUGUGGUGUGUAUUCCCCUCUGGGCCCUGUUGGUUGGGGCACUAGUGGAACUGGGGUACAGUGUGUUCCAUUAUAGGAGGGACUGAACUGGGGGUACAUGAUGAUGGAUAAGACUGCAAGUGAUGCUGUUCCAUUCCAGAAAAACAGGAUGAACGAUAGAGAUUUUAACUCUGUUAAAACAAGAGAUGGAGAUACAACAACAAAAAAACAAGUCUUUUCCAAAUACAUGGCCAUCUCUCACUAUAGCAGGGAUUGAUUGUAUAUGCACCCAUAUGUAAAACUACCAGGACCUGGUCAAAUAGAGUGGUUCUCUAAGUCAACACCAUUCGUUAUCUUCAGAAUAAAGUCAACUCAUGCUGUGUGUUGUCAGUGGCAUUGUGUAGCCUGUUGUAAUGUCUUCAGUGAGCAAUGGAAAUAGACAGAUGAGGUCAGGGUAGUAAGAGUUUUGUUAUCUACUCUGUGAUGUGAUUGUGGUUCAAAGACAUUUUAAAAAUGGGGCAGUUCAAUUAUUGGCUGACUGACUGUUAGCUGAAUCACAUGGGUUUAAGACCUGGCAGUAAGGCUGUUCAGGUGCUGUCAUUGCAUUUGUUUGCUGUAGCAUAUUUGCACAGUUGAAUAAAACGUCUUGCAGUUGACAGCUGGUAUUUUUAUAAUUACACUGAAUAGCCUAAGCAGCUGCUGUAGUAAUACCCUGAUAAUUUGCAGUUAUACUAUACGACUUCCUUACUUGUGUUUGUAUUGUUUAUGUAACUACACAGUUUACAAUGAAAGCCAUUACCUUUAAGCUCCCC